CGACACCGACCGACCGAGAAGCUGCUGCAGAGCGAACCCCGCGCAGCCCGGACCGUGAUCCCCCUGCCCGCAGCACCAUGGCAUCUGGCGUAGCAGUCUCUGAUGGAGUGAUCAAGGUCUUCAAUGACAUGAAGGUGCGGAAGGCCUCCACCCCUGAGGAGGUGAAGAAGCGCAAGAAGGCGGUGCUCUUCUGCCUGAGCGAGGACAAGAGGAACAUCAUCCUGGAGGAGGGCAAGGAGAUCCUGGUGGGGGACGUGGGUGAGACAGUCGACGACCCCUAUCUGCACUUUGUCAAGAUGCUCCCGGAGUCGGACUGCCGCUACGCCCUCUACGACGCCACUUACGAGACCAAGGAGAGCAAGAAGGAGGAUCUGGUCUUUGUCUUCUGGGCCCCAGAUUGUGCCCCCCUCAAGAGCAAGAUGAUCUACGCCAGCUCCAAGGAUGCCAUCAAGAAGAAACUCACAGGUAUCAAGCAUGAGUUGCAAGCAACCUGUUACGAGGAGGUGAAGGACCGCUGCACCUUGGCCCAGAAGCUGGGCGGCAACGCCGUCGUCAGCUUGGAAGGGAAGCCCUUGUGAGCCGCUCCCAGUGCCAGUUUAUACCGGAGCUUCCAUGUUAAUCAGUCC
Molecule: messenger RNA, 626 nt
Organism: Emys orbicularis (European pond turtle)
Lineage: Eukaryota; Metazoa; Chordata; Testudines; Emydidae
Gene: CFL1
Product: cofilin 1
Exons: 4
Coding region: 78-578 (166 amino acids)
Biological process (GO): actin filament severing; mitotic cytokinesis; actin filament fragmentation
Cellular component (GO): cytoplasm; actin cortical patch; actin cytoskeleton
Molecular function (GO): actin filament binding
Source: RefSeq, a predicted model, not a curated record